AGUUGCAAAAUAAACGUUCUGCUGAACGCAGCCACUGUAGAGAUUUAUUACCGAAUAUACACUUAAUUUGUCCUGAGACGACUGCUAUAGAAUAGCGAACAGCUUUUGGACGCUCCUUUGUAUUAUGAUAGAGUGGAGGUAAAACGCUAGCUUUUCUUCGCUGCAUAAAAUGGCACCUUAAAGAGAAGAAGAAAAUCUUGCAGAUCUCGAGUAACCUCGAGAUUAUUCGAUUAUUCGAAGAAAGAAUAUAUGUUUCAGCACUAUUGUAUAACCUAAAAUGGAGCAGACUAUGCCAUUUUUUUUAACAGUCGCGCAACGUAUAUUCAGUAAUUGGACAGCAUUAAAAUUGGCAGUAGAACAUGAUAUGGGUUCAGUAGAAUGUGCAAGAGAAUUUUGUUCAUAUAUGACGGAAGUAUUAUAUAUAAAUGAAGGACUGAUCAGUAGUGAGAUUGCAUCUGUACUAGAUGAUUAUAUGGAUGAUCAAUUUAACACAGAAGUACAGGACGAUAGCAUUAUGCAAGUAGCAGAGGAAUUGUUAAGAUUUCGUCGAUAUUGCAUGGAAGGCAAUGAAUCUAUAGCAAAAACAGAAUUUGAAAAAUUACCACCAUUGCAGUCAUGGUUGUACACAGAACAACCAUCUCAACCUAUUAGUUCUCAGCCAGUGAAACAUCAACCUAGCAGUUCAAACGAGAAUAUGGACAUAGAUAGGAAUGAACAAGAGAAUGAUGAAUGGACAGUAAUCACAAACAGGAGAAAAAAAUAACUUCUAAGUUCUUUUUAUAUGAAAGAUAUUUUUAUUUAGCUAUUUUUUGUGUGUAUAUAAAAGAAUGAAAAGACCCGAAAGGAGAGGCAGACAGGCACAUAACAUUAUAACAUAAUAUGCGCACAUUCGUUCCACAAUCAUACGAAUUUUAGCGCUAUUAUCAAUUAUCUACAAAAAUAUUUUCACCUAAGCAGCC
Mycetomoellerius zeteki is the source of this 959-nucleotide messenger RNA. RefSeq lists its product as uncharacterized. The transcript is spliced from 3 exons. Bases 278 to 763 code for a protein of 161 amino acids. NCBI's taxonomy places the organism in Eukaryota, Metazoa, Arthropoda, Insecta, Hymenoptera, Formicidae. The record is from RefSeq and is a predicted model, not a curated record.